Molecule: messenger RNA, 543 nt
Organism: Hermetia illucens (black soldier fly)
Lineage: Eukaryota; Metazoa; Arthropoda; Insecta; Diptera; Stratiomyidae
Product: lysozyme 1-like
Exons: 1
Coding region: 61-486 (141 amino acids)
Molecular function (GO): lysozyme activity
Source: RefSeq, a predicted model, not a curated record
GGACAGGUUCCAAAAUUGAAAGGCAUCAGUUUCACUGAAAUCAGAAAGAAGACAAUCAUCAUGAAAGUAUUCGCUGUUUUGGCUUUCGCCCUCCUCUGCGUCGCUGCUCCUGCCUGGGGUAAGACCUUCACCAAGUGCAGUCUUGCCAAGACCCUCUACGCUCAUGGCAUCCCAAAGUCUGAACUCCCCGAUUGGGUCUGUCUUGUCCAACACGAAUCUGGAUUCAGGACCGACGCUGUAGGAGCCCUCAACUCAAACGGAACCCGUGACUAUGGUCUCUUCCAAAUCAACAACCAAUACUGGUGCCAAGGAAACGUGAAAUCUUACAACGAAUGCCACAUCGCUUGUACUUCUCUUCUUUCUGAUGACAUCACCAACGCCCUCAACUGCGCCAAGAAGAUCAAGGCUCAACAAGGAUUCAAGGCCUGGUACGGAUGGUUGAACUAUUGCCAAAAAUCCAAACCAAGUGUCAGCGAGUGCUUCUAAAUUUUUGGUUGAUAUGGUUGAUGUGUUCAUACAAUAAAAUGUUUAAAUUGUAGAAAA